CCAAUCAAAUGUUGCGUAGUAUCGUUGUGUUCAGGAUGUUGCUCACAGAAUCAAGAUGGCAUCCGAAACUGGUACAAGUAUCGUGUCAAAUGAGCGAUGUGAUGUAAAUAAUACAAUUCAGCAAGUAUUUGAGCCGCUACGAAGGGAAACAACCAACGUAAAAGUGUCCAGAACAGCGUGGAAUAGUGUUACUAAAGAGACAAACGAGUUUUCGGACGAUUUAGCGUUACAUUCAAUCACGACGCCCACGAUUUUCUCUACAGCGUCAUCGUUUAAUGCAAACACGGAAGGGAAAGGAUUACAGAGAAACGUGAAUUUCAUGAGCUCUUCUGGUGAUGUGGAAGAACGUACUACUUACAAACUCGCUAUCAACACUACAUUGCGUAUACCAACCUUGGAAGCACACAGCAUGUCUAAUCAGAGAAAUGAGUUGGACAAUGUUGCUUGUCUUGCAGAACAGCCAAAUGGAAAUCCUGAUCACUGCAAUAACGAGUUAUUAAAACCUAAAAUAGAACCAGUUCAGCAUGCUAUUCACAUUGAGUCAGCAUGUAACAAAGAUACGACGCUAUCAGAUGGAAUGCAUACAUUAUCAACAAAAUUAGAAGGAUGUAUGAAUCUGGAGAAUACUAACACACCUCAACUAGGGGAAAGUCCUCAAAGUAGCGGUGAAGUGAUUAACAGUCCCAGAAGUCCAGAUUAUCCCCCAAGAGUUUCUGAUAGUCCAAACAGUCCAGAUACUACAUUUCCCAGUAGUAUGACAUCAACAAUAGCAACGUCAACAGUUAUAAUGGAUACAGCAACAUACGAUGAAGAUAACACAGAUAAUUUAACUGGGAAAGCUAACAAGAAUCUGAUGCCUUAUUCAUAUUGCGGACAAUUGGACAAAACUGAAGAACAAGUUUCUAUUACACAAAUAAAAUCGAACGAAGAAGAAAAGAUGGAUGAAGAAAUGGAUAUUGUUCAUAGAGAUAUUAAAACAGAAGUUGUUGAAGUGAAAGCAGAGCCAACUGAUUCUCUAGAACAAUUAGACGUUAAAUCUGAUUGGACUACUAACAAUGUAUCUACGACAAUAGUUGAACGGAGUGAUGCUGCAUUGUCUCAUAAUAAAUCAGUAAAUUGCAUUAGUUCUACAUCUUCGGGUUCCCAUUCAAAGUCUUAUACAUCUUCAAGAGACAAAAGAAGUAAGGAGCACAGUGAGCGGCGCGUUUGUUCACGUUGUUACAAACGUAGCAAAAUAAAACGCGCAAGCAUUGGAGUACAGUGUAAACGGGAUCGCAGUAUGGUUUCAUUAAGUUCUAAACCAGUAACCCAUGCAUUCUCAAAGUCUACAAAUGAAAAUCUCAGGUUAAAUUUGCAAACAAAAAAUUAUAAAAUGCUUCACAAUCCACCACUUAAAAGUGAAUUACUCGAAGGCCUAAAGUACAAGAAAUUUAUUCAUAUAGAAACCUAUCCUAACGGUGGUGCAACUGUUGUGCAUAUGUAUCAAGAUGAAAUUGAUGCAUUAUCACACGAACAAGUAGAGGAAUUAGCUCAAGAGUAUUUCAAGGUAGUUUUUGGUGAAGAUGAAAAUGGAAAUGCCCAUCAUGUUAUGGGUAUAGUACACAAUGCUGCUGCAUAUCUCCCUGAUUUAUUAGAUUACAUGGCAGACAAUUAUCCCACUUUAACUGUUAAAAAUGGCGUGUUAGGAAGAAAUAGUGAUAUAGAAACUACAACUAUGGUUCAGUACAAAGAACAAGUUUGUAAAGCAUAUAGUAAUGGAACUGUUAGAUAUGGGCCCCUUCAUCAAAUAAGUCUCGUGGGAACUGUUCAUGAAGAAGUUGGUGGAUAUUUUCCAGAUCUAUUACAAAAAUUAGAAGAAAAUCCAUUCUUAAAGCUGACUAUGCCUUGGGGUCCAUUGUCUGUGGUGAAAAUGGAUACACCUCAAGAAUCAAACGACGGUCCAAUUCUAUGGAUUAGACCAGGGGAGCAAUUAGUUCCAACAGCAGAUAUAAAUAAAAGUCCUUAUAAGAGACGUAGGACGGGGAUAAACGAAUUGCGAAAUCUUCAAUACUUACCUCGUCUUAGCGAAGCCCGUGAAUAUAUGUUCGAGGAUCGUACUAAAGCUCAUGCGGAUCACGUGGGCCAUGGAUUAGACAGAAUGACAACAGCUGCAGUAGGUAUAUUGAAAGCUGUUCAUGGUGGACAACCUUCCGAAUACAAUAGGAUUACAAAGGACGUUGUGGCGUUCUAUGCUGGUGACUUCCCUGAACUAGUCGAAAAAUUGCAACUGGAUCUUCAUGAACCACCAAUAUCUCAGUGUGUACAGUGGAUCGAAGACGCUAAAUUAAAUCAAUUGCGUAGACAGGGUAUUCGAUAUGCGAGAAUAAAUUUAUAUGACAAUGACAUAUACUUUUUACCGCGUAAUAUUAUUCAUCAGUUUCGUACAGUCUCGGCCGUUUCAAGUGUGGCAUGGCACGUCAGAUUAAAACAGUAUUAUCCAGAAUCACAACAUAAUACAAACAUUAGACACACUCGCGUUGGAAGUGAGUCGUCUCAUCGCAUAAAAGAAAAGAAACCUUUGGAAGUUGUUAGUAUAGGAGAUGAACAGAAAGAGAAUACAAAUCGCCAACGUGUAGAACAAAAACAUUGUAUUGAUUCUCUUGAAGAGAAAAAGGCAAAAGAAAGAGCGGCCGAAUAUCAAGGGAACUUGAAGAAAUCAGAUCAACAUGGAAAGCGUAAAGAGGAACGUAAAAACAGAGACCAUACAAGACAUUCUUCCGUCUCAAGUAAAAGAAGAGAGUCCGAGGAAAAUAACGAUAAUUGUUCGGAUCUUUUUAGUAAUAAAUCUUCAAAGAACAACACGGUAGAUCAAAAACAGACCAGUGAGAAGAGAGACGAUAAAAGGUCCGAAAGGAGACACGAAGAUCGUCGUCGAUCGAACGAAAAGUCCAGUCAUCACUCUCAUAGCAGCAGCAGCGGCAGUAGUCAUUCUGGAGACAAGAAAAAAUAUGACUGUAGUGGUCAUAAAUUAGACCAUCAUCGUCACCAUAACCGAUGUAGUAGUAGUACUACGUCUAGCAAAGAAACCAUUUCACCUACUAUCGAAUCGAAAUCUGUCAAUAAGUUUAGCAGCUCAAGCUCUUUAACGAAAGACAGUAAAAGACGUUUGAGCUCAUCGGAGCUUUGUUCGUCGGAACAUGAUACAACUUCCGAUUGCAACGUUGUUAUUCUUGAACAAGAUAUAUUAGCGCAACGGCAAUUAAUAGCGAAGACAUAUGCAACGGAAGUUGUAGACAAGGCUUUAGAAAUUGCUAUUUAUAAAUCAAAAACUGACGUGGAAGAAGUUUGCCAGUCUUUACGAACCGGUGUUGCAGAGGCUUCGAAGGAGGUGCUAGAAAAAAUACAUAAAGAAAGCUUUGAAAUCGCCGAACAGAAGUACAAAAAUGAUAUAUCAAAAUUAGAGCAAUAUUGUCAAUUACUGGAAGUAGAAACAACAUUGGCUUUUACAUCGAAAAUGGAAUGCGCAACUGAAAAUGCAGUGAAAGCAUUGAUCGAGAUGGCUGAAGACGAAGCUAAGGAGAGAUCAAAAACUGAGAAAGUCUGUGCAUCAACUGCCAGUAAUUCGUGCGAGGAAAAUUCGUCGUCUACAACAAAGAUUACUAAUUCUUCUUCUUGUUCUUCAAUUAUAUCUACAUCUCCGACAACAGAAAGUGAAAAGCAUAGUAGUAAUAGUCGAAAUGGUAGCAGUGAUGAAAAUUCAUCGAAAUUGCCAUCGGAUUCACAUUCGGCUCAUUCAGAGUCCAAAAGAAAACAUAGAGACGAUAAGGAUUCUAGAAGUCAGCGCCACAAGGAUAGAAGGGACCGAGACAGACGCGAUAGGGAACAUAAGAAGCAUCGUCAUCGGAGUCCGUCGUCAUCCCAACGUAAAUCUGACAGUAAAAUCGGAGAAACUAGUAGUAAAGAGGAUCCACUGAAAAUCAUUACGCUGCCUAGAGACUAUAACGUUUCUAAUAAAACUAGUGAUCGCACGGAUAAUAAAGACAGUGAGAGGAAAUCCGAAAAAAGAAGAGAGGGUCAUCAUAGUCAUGGAAGAGAUGGGCAGAAAAAAUCGUCUAGCGGUCGUUCAUCGAAAGAUGAUUCGGGAUCGAGUCGGUCUCACUCGUCGAGUUCGAAUCAUAAGAGGAAGUCAAGUUCCUCAGAGGAGCAGAAGGAACCGAAGAAACCGUGUAUUGAAAAGGACGUUACGGUAACGUCGGAACAAAAUACUCUUGACAGUACGUUAAGUACGAUAACAGUGACAACAGUGGCUCAAUCGUCGACGACAAGUACUGUCGUGUCUACGUGAAAAGGUGAAAAUUAUUGUAAGCUGUAGUACAAUCUACUCGUUAGAAAAGAAAAUUCGUGCAGUCGAAGUUAUACAUCGACGAUAUUGCGCGGCACGAACUCUAAUUGUUUUGGAAGUAGUGAGAUUUACGUUAUAUAUCCGAGUUUACAGGAACAUGAGAUGUGCACCAAUAUACAAAGUAUGAUAAAAAGUGUAUCAGACUUUACCAAAGUAAAGGUAAUUGCCGUGUUAUAUCCAAAGACCAGUUAGAACUUUUACCAAUCAAGGAUUUGCUAUAUCAUCAUUUUCAUGCAAUUAUACAGCGCCUUAGUCUUAACAAAAAAAGAAGAAGAAAAAAGAAGAGGAAGAUUACAACUGUGAAAAUGGUUAUUGUCUGAAAGCAUUUUCUGAUACAGACUCGCAAAAAUUAUUUUGCUAUAUAAAGUCUCCGAGCGUCUCGCACACACUGCUGAGUAUGAAAGCGAAAAGUGAGUAGAUAUUUAUAGAAUAGGUGACCAAUAUGAUGUGUACAAAACAAAAUUUGUACAAAUUUGUGAUCAGAAAUUAAACGGUUUAGCACGUUAGUGCUGUACAUUGUAUAUAGAUUAAUACAUUAUUCAAAAAAUCAUUUUGCAGCGAAUCAUGUUUAAGUUAUAUACAUAUGUACAUAUAUAAAUGUAUGUAUGCAUGUAUGUGUGUAUGAUUGUAUGCAUGCUAUAUGCCUAUGUAUACAUGUGUAUAUAUGUAUAUAUAUACACACCACGCAUACGCAUACGCAUACUCUUACGCAUACACAUACACAUACAAAUCUUGUGGCAUAUGUAUACAUGUGUGUAUAU
Nomia melanderi (Alkali bee) is the source of this 5142-nucleotide messenger RNA. RefSeq lists its product as uncharacterized. The record is from RefSeq and is a predicted model, not a curated record. Gene Ontology annotation, cellular component: nucleus. Lineage: Eukaryota; Metazoa; Arthropoda; Insecta; Hymenoptera; Halictidae.